CGUAACAGCACUCCGCUCUCAACACCGCAAAAUUUCGAACCGUCAAUCUUUACGAUGUCGGCCGUCAACGCAAGAAUACAAGGUAUAGAAGACACGCUCAAGAAGCUCCUAGAUGUCGUGGAUAAGCAUGGGUCACCCGGCAGGCGCCGGUCCGCCAAAUCGCGCAAGCCAAGCCAACCGCCUUGGAAGACGAUCCGGUCCAUCAUUGAAAAGUUGGCGCAAGACGUUCAGAGUGUUAAAGAAAUGGUUGAAGGCUCCGGUAACAACACGGGGCACGACCGGAGCACGGAAGCUGAUGACGGAAACGCCACUCCGAAAAAUCGACUACAGAUCUUGGAUCAACCACCACAUAAGAGACAGCAAAUUGGCCGGAACUCUUCAGGGACCGCGCAAUGCACACAAAAGGAUGGAUCUUUUUCUGUAGAUUCCAGCGCGAGGCCAGACCGUCCGGCGACACCAACGCCGCUGCUCCAUGGGUUGAACGUGGACGAGAAUCGCGCUCCAUCAACUUCUGUUCCUGAUCCAUCGUGCACCGCCCCAACCACUGUACCGACCACAGUUCCUACUAGAAUGGAAAGCCCACAAGCCAAAAAAAAUACUGCAGUGGGCGUGACUAUGCCGCACCGUUCGAGCCACCCUAUCAUGUCGGCAAUUUCUCAGUCCGACACUUCGACACAGAGCGUCUCUGAAAUUCCUCGAAAUCCCAACAUCACCAUCUCUUAUCGAGUGGAGCAGGGCGUCGUUGUUCUAGUGCCCGUGAACAUGGAGCAGUGUCGCGAUAUGCCGUUUCUUUUCGCUCAGGCCGAGGCACUUGGUGCACGUGAAACAGGAGUGUUCAAGUACGUGCUCCCGAGCGACCUUGAACUCGGCGCCCACGCCGUCCCUAGGAUUACAACGCGUAUGUCUAAGUUUGGGUCUCGCCUCGGGCCGGACGACAUCUUUCAUAUUUCACGGACCGAGGAUCCGGAGACGCCUGAGAUCAGCGAGACCAGCUUCACACCCACAGAGCCAGAUGAACUAUCAGAGAUGUUGGAGCGUCGUCUGGCCGAUCCUGAGGCGAUAAGCAAGAUGCGAUACUGUACCGAUCUCCCGGCGCAGACUGCCGAAGCUCGGCGACAAUUGGGCUUACCCGCAGAGUCCCCCAUCUGGCCUCUGAAAAGUAAUAUGUUGGAUUGCACCAAGUACCGUGUCCCGGGACUCCACUGGCCGUAUGGAUAUGUGUCGGGCGAUGACGGAUCGCUAUUUGUCAUACACCGUGAGGAUGGCAAGCUGCCGUCGCUGAAUGUCCUACACUAUGGCAGAGAGAAACUCUGGUAUGUGGUGGCUCGGAAAGAUGGCUACCUCGUCGAAAACGAAGUGAAACGCGGGAAAUGUGAGCAGAAAGUACGACACGCUUCGCGCUGGAUUCCGCGGUCAAAGCUCAGAGCCAUUGGUGCUUCCUUUGUCACAUUCGUCCAACGUGCCCGCGAGGUGGUCGUGGUGUGGGGCGAUAGCUACCAUCAAGGUGGUACCGUUGGCCCCACCGUUGCCGAAGCCGUGAACUAUGGCGGCCCUGGUUGGAGCAUCGAAGGUUACUCUGAAUGCAGCCCCAAUUGCGAUGGAUAUCCUAUCCCAAAUGCGUUCUUGGAGUUCCGUUCCCCGAAUGAACCACAGCGCGAGCAAGGCGGCGAAGUUUCACAGACAGUUCACGCCUCGAAAGUACGACACGCUUCGCGCUGGAUUCCGCGGUCAAAGCUCAGAGCCAUUGGUGCUUCCUUUGUCACAUUCGUCCAACGUGCCCGCGAGGUGGUCGUGGUGUGGGGCGAUAGCUACCAUCAAGGUGGUACCGUUGGCCCCACCGUUGCCGAAGCCGUGAACUAUGGCGGCCCUGGUUGGAGCAUCGAAGGUUACUCUGAAUGCAGCCCCAAUUGCGAUGGAUAUCCUAUCCCAAAUGCGUUCUUGGAGUUCCGUUCCCCGAAUGAACCACAGCGCGAGCAAGGCGGCGAAGUUUCACAGACAGUUCACGCCUCGGUCCAGCCUCAAGGGAGCGAGCGACUAGCUAGAAACCGUCUACCAGCUCCGAUUCGGGACGGUAAAGCGACAGCGAGCGAACUUAGUAUGAAUAAGCAGGAGGCCAGAUCCCAAAAGAGGCGCAGAGACGCGCCGAUCCCGCAGCACUCCCGCAAAAAGACCACGAUUCACACCAUGCACAGUUCAGCCGAUACGGUAAUGACUGAAAUUGAGAUCCGCAACGAUCUAGUCUCACGGAUGGUGACGGCCAUUCGGAGUAGAGACGCAAUCCAGCAGUUCUUCGAUAUUGUCCACGGUCGUCGAGACCCCGAACCCACAGCGAUACGAAUAUCUCUCACCACAAAUACGUCUAAAAGACAACUUUGGAUUCAAGAUCCGGCCCAAAUGCUCGAGAACGAUGUGAAAUACCUCAGUAUGCUUUCACGCAAGACUACCUUUCAUGACUUCCUUACUCGGUUGUUCCAAGUCCGUCUUGCCGAUCAUGUCGACGAGAUUAGCCGUGGCCGUCUAAGGAGUGAGCCAGCUGUCAUUGCAAAAAUCCUUCAGCGCACGGGGAUGUCGAAGCGCCAGUACCUGUACCAUCGAGAUAGAGGGGCGAAGUGGCGGGAAUACUGUAAGGCGUUUCCAGGUAUCCUUGGCUUCAUUCCCUUUCAAACUCAAAAAUUUAGCUUUUCUUCAACGUCUUGGCUCAAUCUCGACGAAGGAGACUUUGCCUCCUUACUUUCUCAUCUGAAAUCCGAGUAUACGUCCGCUCUCUGUGUCGCGGGGAGAGCAUUUGAACACUCCCUGGAUCCCGCGGCAGACGAUGUCGAUUUCAUCUGGGAAAACCUGAGCGUAUCAUUGCACAAAAUUUCGGACGGAGAGUUGGUCUCCAUUCUAGGUCUCUUCCCAGCAAAGGACGAAAACAGAUAUGAUCCCGGUGCCUAUCCAGAGUGGCCCAGACCUGACGACUGGCCCAACGAGUCACCGUGGCCGGUUGAUCCAACAUCCCUGCCUCCUUCUGGAGGGGUUCAGUGUAAUGUGUGUCAUCAGAGCAACUGCCCUUGCGGCCUAUGCCAUGAGAGAAAUUGCCUUUGUGCCGCCACUCGUCACGAGACACCGCCUCGCAUUCGGAAUUAUGACGACAAAUAUGGGGGCAAAAAUCGAGGUCUGCAAGCCGUCGCGAAGGAAGCGGGCCAAAUCGCCUAUUCGAAGGGCACCAUUAUCGCCUUCCUUACGGGGACGUUAGCGCCUCCCAAUACGUACGACAACGGUCAAUGUAUACAGGUGGACCGCGGCGAUAUCAUUGGCGAGCCCACAGUCGCCCAGAUCAACUGUGCUGAGUCCGGCAAUAUCUCUCGACUGUUCAACCAUAGUUGUGAGCCAUCGGCCCGCUUCAAGGGCAUGAGGGUAUCAGGGAAGUUUAGGAUCGCAAUCGUUGCUGAACACAAUAUUUAUGAUGGGGAAGAAAUCACUGUCCACUACGGCCAACAGUAUUGGAGAAGGGCAAAAUGUCGAUGCCCUGUAUGUCGAUUAGGCCGGCGACUCUAG
This is a messenger RNA of Exophiala oligosperma, 3540 nucleotides long. RefSeq lists its product as uncharacterized. The record is from RefSeq and is a predicted model, not a curated record. NCBI's taxonomy places the organism in Eukaryota, Fungi, Ascomycota, Eurotiomycetes, Chaetothyriales, Herpotrichiellaceae. The coding region runs from base 55 to 3540 and encodes 1161 amino acids. The transcript has 2 exons. Gene Ontology annotation, molecular function: histone H3K9 demethylase activity; protein binding; histone H3K36 demethylase activity. Gene Ontology annotation, biological process: chromatin remodeling. Gene Ontology annotation, cellular component: nucleus.